AAUAUUGUAUCAAGUAAUAAAGCCAUGGGUUCCAUUUGGAAAAUCGAAUCGAAACCCCACGUGGUGUGCAUACCCUACCCGGCGCAGGGCCACGUCAACCCCAUGCUCAAGUUAGCCAAGCUCCUCCACCACAGCGGCUUCUUCGUCACCUUCGUCAACACCGAGUACAACCACCGCCGCCUCAUCAACUCCCGCGGCCCCUCCGCAGUCGCCGGCCUGCCCGACUUCCGCUUCGAGACCAUCCCCGACGGGCUGCCGCCCUCCGAUGCCGACGCCACUCAGGACAUUCCCUCGCUCUGCGUCUCCACCACCACCACCUGCUUGGAGCCCUUCUGCGACCUCAUCGCCAAGCUCAACGCAUCCGGCGCGGGGGUUCCUCCGGUCAGCUGCAUCGUCUCCGACGGCGUCAUGAGCUUCACGCUGAAGGCGGCGGAGCGGUUGGGGCUGCCUGAGGUGCUGUUCUGGACCACCAGCGCCUGCGGUCUCCUGGCGUAUGUGCACUAUAAGGAUCUCGUGGAGAAGGGAUAUACACCUCUUCAAGAUAUGAGCCAAGUGACAGACGGGUAUCUGGAGACUAGAAUCGACUGGAUUCCAGGAAUGAAAAACAUGAGACUACGCGACAUGCCAAGUUUCAUCAGAACCACAGAUAGCGAAGACACCAUGCUCCAAUUCCUGAUCCAAGAAGCCGCCGCAAUCCCAAGAGCCAAAGCCUUGAUCCUCAACACCUUCGACUCCCUGGAGCACGACGUUCUCUGCGCACUCUCAGCCCGGUUCCCGAGUGUCUACACCGUAGGCCCUCUGCAGCUGAUGAUGAACCACAUCCACGACGACACCCUGAAGCCCUUCACUUCCAGCCUCUGGAAAGAGGAGGCCGAAUGCAUCGAGUGGCUCCACACCAUGGCGCCCCAGUCAGUAGUCUACGUCAACUUCGGCAGCAUCACCGUCAUGACCGCUGAUCAAAUGACCGAGUUCGCCUGGGGGCUGGCCAACAGCAAGAAGCCAUUCCUGUGGAUCAUUAGGCCGGAUAUCGUGGCCGGGGAGUCAGCCAUGCUUCCUGCUGAGUUCGUGGCGGAGACCAAGGAUAGAAGCAUGCUGGUGAGCUGGUGCCCGCAGGAGCAGGUGCUGAGCCACCCGGCCAUUGGGGGGUUUUUGACGCAUGCGGGGUGGAACUCCACUCUGGAGAGCGUGGUGGGCGGGGUGCCGGUUAUAUGCUGGCCUUUCUUCGCGGAGCAGCAGACGAAUUGUCGGUACAGCUGCGUGGAGUGGGGGACGGGGAUGGAGAUUGACAACAAUGUGAAGAGAGAUGAGGUGGAGUUGCUGGUGAGAGAGAUGAUGGAUGGGGAUAAGGGAAAGGAGAUGAAGAGGAAUGCUUUGGAGUGGAAGAGGAAAGCAGAGGAGGCUGCUGCGCCUCAUGGCUCUUCCUUUUUGAAUUUGCACAAAUUUAUCAAGGAAGAGCUCUUGCAUUAAUGAUUAACGUAUCUUGGAUUUUGGUUAUGAUUUCGUUUUCUAGUUUCUUUGAAGAAAUAAUAUUGUAAGCACAUUGUUUGUUGAUUGAUUAAUGAAAAAUGAGCUAUGUCUUGUGUUUCUA
This is a messenger RNA of Salvia hispanica, 1588 nucleotides long. RefSeq names its product 7-deoxyloganetin glucosyltransferase-like. Lineage: Eukaryota; Viridiplantae; Streptophyta; Magnoliopsida; Lamiales; Lamiaceae. The record is from RefSeq and is a predicted model, not a curated record. Gene Ontology annotation, molecular function: quercetin 3-O-glucosyltransferase activity; quercetin 7-O-glucosyltransferase activity.